ACAUAUACACGCAGGUCCUGGCCGCUCGCUAGUGCUGCGUUCACGGAUAAGCGAUUGGAAAAAAUAAUCGCUCCCCUCUGUCGCAGAGCAGGAGCGACUCUACGUCUGCGGCGUGCCCCCUUCGGCAAUGAGGCAGCGAUUAUUAUUUUUUUAGCCCUAUCAAAGGCGAAUUUCGCUGCCCAUUCCGCAUUCCCGGCGCCAUGUUCGCCGCUGCUCGUAUUUCUAUGAGGAAAGCGUUGACGGGAAAGGAGUUUUUCCGCGUCGGGAUGGAAAUUCAGGGUGUUGGGAAAUAUUAGGGCGCGUCGGUUUUUAAUUUGGAGCCGGCUGCGGCCAUGGGCGCCCGUUUCAUAUUGGGCGCAGCGGCUGCCGGCCUUCGCCCUGCCAGGACCUGAUGCAAUCCAUUCAAGCCAACAAGUUUGGAGAGAAUGUUGAGUUCAAUCAAUUCAGAACGUCGAGAUGGAGCCCAACUCACUCAAGUGGGUCGGAUCCGCCUGCGGUCUGCAUGGACCUUACAUCUUCUAUAAAGCCUUUCAGUUCCACCUGGAGAACAGAGCCCGGAUCCUGUCGCUUGGAGACUUUUUCUUGGUCAGAUGCAAAGCCGACGAGCCCGUUUGUAUAGCGGAGCUGCAGCUCCUGUGGGAAGAGAGGACUAGCCGGCAACUUUUAUCCAGCUCCAAACUUUAUUUCCUCCCAGAAGAUACCCCCAAGGGCAGAAACAGCAACCAUGGAGAGCAUGAAGUUAUAGCCGUUUCGGAAAAGGUCAUAGUCCGCCUGGAGGACUUGGUAAAGUGGGCACACUCGGAUCUCUCAAAAUGGAACUGUGGACUCAAGGCAUUGCCUGUAGAACUCAAGGAGCUUGCCAAGAAUGGCCAGAAAGAGUCCCUGGCCAAGUACAGACAAUCAUUGCUAAACAGUGGAUUGAAUUUCAAGGACGUCUUCAAAGAAAAAGCCGAAUUAGGUGAAGGCGAAGACGACAAAAAUGUGAUGGUUUUAAGUUAUCCCCAAUAUUGCCGAUAUCGGUCUAUUCUGAAACGAAUUCAGGCAAAACCAUCGUCGGUACUAGCGGACCAAUUUGUUCAGGCCCUCGGAGGGAUUCCAGUCAUCAACAACAACACAAAGAUCCUUUAUUGUCGGGACACCUUUGACCACCCAACUUUGAUUGAAAACGAAAGCAUCUGUGAUGAAUUUGCACCGAAUCUUAAAGGCCGACCACGCAAGAAGAAGUUUGGUCCACAGAGAAGAGAGUCUGUUAAUGGUGUGAAGGAGUUGGCCGGCAUAUGUGAUGGAAAAACUGUUGCCAAGGUUAAAUGUGAAGUCAAGGCCACAUUACCCAAAACUAAAACUCCUAAUGGGAACUGCAAAAAGAUAUUGAUUGAAGAUAAACCAAAAGAUGGUGAAGAUGAUGGAUAUAAAGUAGAGGAAGGAAAGGCGGAAGAGCAGUCAUUUUUAGUGGCACUCUAUAAAUACAUGAAAGAGCGGAAAACUCCCAUUGAAAGGAUACCGUAUUUAGGCUUCAAGCAGAUUAACCUUUGGACUAUGUUUCAAGCUGCGCAAAAACUGGGAGGAUAUGAAACGAUUACUGCACGGAGGCAAUGGAAACAUAUUUAUGAUGAACUAGGAGGAAAUCCUGGAAGUACUAGCGCUGCUACAUGUACUAGGAGACAUUACGAGAGAUUAAUCCUCCCCUAUGAAAGGUUCAUUAAUGGAGAGGAAGAUAAACCGUUGCCUCUGACCAAACCUCGAAAACCCGAGAAUGGCCCUCAGGAAGUGGACAUGAAAGUGAAGAUUUGUGGGACGAAGCGCAUUAAGAAUGAACCUCAAAAGCCAAAAAAAGAAAAGGAUGCAAAGGGCUACGACAUGGCUGAGGUUCCACCAGACGAAGAGGAUCAUCUGGAAGCAGAUGAGAAAAACAUGCCUUUCGGUUACGAUUCAGAGGAGACAAAGACAUCUGUAGACAAGUCUGAGUCAGUGGUCUCUGAAGUCAAGUAUCCCUCACUCUCGGAAAAUGAUGAGCUGGAAGAAACCAUUGCUAACCAAGACCAUGUGACACAGGAUGAAGAUUCAUGUCAAGACGCUGAUCCUGUUGAUUCACUGAUUUGUGUUAAAGAGAUUGACUCCAGGCAAACGGACGAGCGGCUACAAAUGCCUAAUGAAACCAUGACAAUAACAAAACAAGAGCAAAUCAAACCGGAUUAUUCCGAUCACUUGGAAGAUGACGCCGAGGAUGUUCAGCUGCAUGUGUUUCCCGCCGUUCAGCCGCCACGGCAUGAUAUGGAAGAGGAAAAACUUCCGGAUAUGCCUGAUUACAUUGCUAAUUGCACAGUGAAGAUGGAUCCACUGGGAUCAAGUGAUCUAAAGAAUCCCCUGGACAGCAACUUAUUCCAAAAUGCACUUAAGCAGAAUCCCAAAGUUUACUUAGUACAAACACUCGAUAUGCUGAAUGAGAAAGAGGCACCUCCCUCAAUGAAUGACGAUUCCUCGUUCAGUUACACGCCUUUGCUUUACUCAAGGGGGAAUCCAGGAAUCAUGUCUCCCCUUGCAAAAAAGAAGCUUUUAUCGCAGGUGAGUGGGGCCUCGCAGCCUGGUAAUCUCCCCUAUGGUUCACCACCUCCCUUAAUAAACAAAAAAAAAUUAAGCUCUAAAGGUGAAGUAUCUCCGUCUUUGUUACAGACUCAUCAUUCGUCCAAUUCGGAAUCUGUUGCCAUAAACAGGCCUUCUGUUAUUCAGCACGUGCAAAGUUUUAAGCAAAAAAGCCCAGAGGAGAAGAAGACUGUGAACGACCAUUACAAAAACAGUAUGUUCGGCAAAGUAGACUCUUACUGCUGUGAUUUUGCAAAACAUCAGCAGAGCGUUCUGGCUGACUCUUACGCGCUCAAGGCCAGCAUACAGGAGUGCAAAGAGAAAAUGGCAGAAAAAAGAGCCGCGUCAAACUCAAAUGUGCCUAGUUUUUUGGCUGAAUUUUAUUCCUCCCCCCACCUGCACAGGCUGUAUAGGCAAACGGAACACCAUCUUCACAAUGAGAACUCUGCAAAGUUUCACUCCCGGGAAAUGUUUAGGGACUUGGAAAAUGUUUCUUCUUCACACAAACUCCAUUACCAUGCUUCUUUGCACCAACACGACAAACAGAAUUUGUGCGAUAUUGUAGAUGACCAGCCCACUGAUUUGAGCCUUCCCAAAUCUCUGCACAAACUCGCCACAAGAAUACCAGGGUCUUCUAUUGCCCACCAUUCUGUACAGCAAGAUGCCAAAAGCCACAAUCCAUUUCACACUCCAAACAGCAAAACCCUUGGUGUGGACUGCACUCCGAAAGCCUGCAGGGUUUCGCCAAUGACCAUGUCUAUGCCCAAAAGAAAUAUGGAUUCCAUUCACAGGCCUUCAAAGACUUUAAAACCCGAUACUGUAAGAAAAGUGGAAGGUUUAGUCCAUCCAUUCUCUAUUGGUAAAACCAGCACUCAGAACUUUGGGCCUCCUCGAUCCCUCAAAAGAAACUUGGAGGACUUGGACCACCCUGUCACUGAGAAAAAAAUAAGAGCUGUAUCUCCACUCAGCUUGCCAAAGGAAAUGUCUGGGAAAGAGACAUUUGUUGGUCAAGACGGGGAAAGCAGCAAAUCAGUGCAUGAUAUUCAUUCUGGUAGCAUGAUGGAAAGCCACAAAUACCCCCUUUCAUCACCUGUCUUUCCUGGCAUGUACCCCGGAAGCUUAUGUGGUGGUUUAAGUUCUCGCAUACCAACUGCUUAUUCUCACCCUUUGCAGUACUUGAAAAACCAGACUGUGCUUUCCCCCCUUAUGCAACCUUUGGCUCUUCACACCUUCAUGAUGCAAAGACAAUAUCUGACUAACUCUACUAACUCUCAGCAGCUGUACAGACAAAUUGCUUCAGGUGCACCAGUAGGCUCUUCCUAUGGAGACCUACUACACAACAGCAUUUAUCCCUUAACUGCCAUCAACCCCCAGUCUCCAUUCCCUUCCUCUCAAAUGUCUUCUGUACAUCCCAGCACAAAACUUUAAAUGCCCCUUCUUCGCAAAGUCAUUGUUAAUACUUUUAGCUACAUUCCUUACCCAGCAAGACUUCUUGGUCAUCAAAGCCCCGUCGCAACCGCAACUCCACUUCUUAAACGUAUAUGUUAGAAGUAAGAACGGGGGUACAUUUUAGUCCCGGUUUUUGUUGGCUUGAAUCCUUAUUUUUGAAAUCGUGUAAAUGUUACAUAUUCUUUCUAUUUUGCACAUCACUUUUAUGUUUCCAGUAUCAUCAUGCCCAGAGAACCUUAGACCAGUUUGUCAGGCCGAUAUCAUUUUGGGAAACUGUUAGCUCACAAUCACUCUGAAGGUAACGCUCCGAGCAUAUUUUGUUUGUGUUAUUUUUUUGACUGUUAAAGGUUCAAUCAAUGCAAUGUAUAGUUCCAAGCCAAUCAUUUUAUUAAUUUUAACACUAUAAAGGAAGAAAAGGUAAACACUGUUCAAAUGACUGUACAUAUCUCCUCUUACAAAUACCAGUGUCACUGUCGUUUCACCUAAUUUAUAUGUAUUAAUCUUUCAGUUGAUUCUGUGCUUUUUUUUAUUUUUAUUAUUUUUUUUUUUUUUUUUAUUAAACAAUAUCGUGUCAACUGCAA
Messenger RNA from Xenopus tropicalis (tropical clawed frog), 4610 nucleotides. RefSeq names its product AT-rich interaction domain 5B (gene arid5b). Gene Ontology annotation, biological process: DNA-templated transcription; regulation of DNA-templated transcription. NCBI's taxonomy places the organism in Eukaryota, Metazoa, Chordata, Amphibia, Anura, Pipidae. Gene Ontology annotation, molecular function: DNA binding. The transcript has 10 exons. The record is from RefSeq and is a predicted model, not a curated record. Bases 457 to 4008 code for a protein of 1183 amino acids. Gene Ontology annotation, cellular component: nucleus.